UAAGUAGUGAACAUCGAUCAAUUGCAGACGUGAUAUAGUUAUUUGCAAGAUGUUAGGAAAGAGCCUGCUGCUGGCGACGGCCUGCUUCGCUGCAGUGCAACUUGCUGCAGCCGAUACUCCAAAUAAAGUAUUCUGCUAUUACGAUGCCAGGAGUUUUGCUAGAGAAGGUCUCGGAAAAAUGAUACCAGCUGAUGUUGACGCAGCAUUAUCUUUCUGCACCCAUUUGGUUUAUGGACAUGCAGGUAUUCACGCAGAAAAUUUCAAACUGAUAUCAUUAAAUGAAAAUUUGGACUUGGAUACCGGUCACAAAACAUUCCGCGAAAUGACUACAAUGAAAAAACGUUACCCUGGUCUUAAAGUUUUGUUAUCAGUUGGAACUGAUGCUGAUUACGGCGAUGAUAAAGAAAAAUAUUUAACCAUGUUGGAAUCUAGUCAACAUCGUACAACUUUCAUUAACUCUGCAUAUUCACUUGUAAAGAGCUACGAUUUUGAUGGUCUUGUUUUGUCUUGGAAUUUCCCUCCAUCUAAGCCAAAGAAGAUUCGCUCUGGAUUUGGCUCAUUUUGGCACAGUGUGAAGAAAACUUUCGGAGGUGGCAGUACCGUUGUUGAUGAGAAAGCAGAAGAACACAAACAAGAUUUUAUAUCACUUGUUCGUGAUUUGAAAAAUGCUUUCAGACAUGACGGAUAUGCAGUCGCCGCUGCUGUCAAUCCCAAUGUUAAUGCCACAGACUUCUUUGACACUCGAAUGAUCAUCAACAACUUGGACUUCGUCAUCAUGCACUCAUACGACUUUAUGACCCCUCAAAGAAACCCAAAAGAAGCCGACUACACUAGUCCAAUCUAUGCUUUGCAUGAGCGCAAUCCUCAAAGCAACAUUGAUGCACAAGUAGCCUACUGGAUUGAAUCUGGAGCCCCUGCCUCUAAAUUGAUCCUUGGCAUCCCAACAUUCGGACGUACAUGGAAACUCACAUCAGAUUCCGCCAUAUCUGGUGUCCCUCCACUAACCAGUGAUGGCCCAGGAGAAGAAGGACCACAAUCUAAACUCCCCGGACUUCUCAGCUAUCCAGAAGUUUGUGCUAAAUUGAGCAAUCCUAAUAAUCUUAAAGGUGCAGACGCUGCUUUGAGAAAGGUUACUGAUCCAUCCAAACGUUAUGGAACAUAUGCUUUCCGCCUACCUGAUGACAGUGGUGAGCAUGGAAUGUGGGUAUCGUACGAAGAUCCUGAUACUGCUGGAAACAAGGCUGGUUACGUACGCGCCAAAGGACUCGGUGGUAUUGCUAUUAUCGAUUUAGGAUUCGACGAUUUCCGCGGUGUCUGCUCUGGUGAUAAAUUCCCAAUUCUUCGCGCCGCUAAAUACCGACUACUCUAAUUCAUAAUUCGAUAACGUAUCAUGUAACUAAAUAUUUUUCUUGAUAUUUAUAAGUGAAGUUUAAGUUUAUAAAUAUUUUAUGAUAAGCAUUCAAUCGUUCAU
This is a messenger RNA of Ctenocephalides felis (cat flea), 1471 nucleotides long. It is a transcript of the gene Idgf4, whose product is annotated as chitinase-like protein Idgf4. Lineage: Eukaryota; Metazoa; Arthropoda; Insecta; Siphonaptera; Pulicidae. Gene Ontology annotation, molecular function: chitin binding. Gene Ontology annotation, biological process: chitin catabolic process; carbohydrate metabolic process. Bases 50 to 1369 code for a protein of 439 amino acids. The transcript is spliced from 7 exons. The record is from RefSeq and is a predicted model, not a curated record. Gene Ontology annotation, cellular component: extracellular region.